This is a messenger RNA of Trifolium pratense (red clover), 1814 nucleotides long. Its product is annotated as metalloendoproteinase 1-MMP. Gene Ontology annotation, biological process: proteolysis; extracellular matrix organization; collagen catabolic process. Lineage: Eukaryota; Viridiplantae; Streptophyta; Magnoliopsida; Fabales; Fabaceae. The transcript has a single exon. Bases 615 to 1685 code for a protein of 356 amino acids. Gene Ontology annotation, cellular component: extracellular matrix. Gene Ontology annotation, molecular function: metalloendopeptidase activity; zinc ion binding. The record is from RefSeq and is a predicted model, not a curated record.
GAAAAAGAUAGAGUUUGAAUGAUUUUAGGAGAAGGCCUUAUGUGUCACGUAAUGCAUAGUUAUUUCCCAAAUAACAUCCAUUCUUUGUCGCGUAUUGACGAGUUAAACCACUUUAUAACCACCAAAUUGGGUCAACCAACAUUAGACUAGUUCUUCAACUCAACUAAACUUAAACAAAUCAUCAUAUAGUAUCACAUAAUUCAAUUCAAACUUCAAAUAAACCUAUUUUCUAUACAAUUUCCAUUUGACAAAUCAGUCACCCACACCACCAACAACCCCAACAUCAAACAAAAUCAAACGGCCAAACAUUAAAAACAUAUAGUUUAAUAACUACAAACAUCAACAUAAUUAGUUUACCCACCCAUCACACUUCAAAAUUCAGUAUCUCCCUUCAAAAGGGUCAGAAUCUUCUUAUCUUUACAUCAAUUACAUCAUCCUAAUUAACUUCUUCUUAUCUUCGAUCAUACCAAAGACUAUACCCAUACGCAUGUAUAUAUAAAGAUUCUAUAAACUCAUAUUUAUUAUUUGAUCAUAUGAUAUUAUCAUUUAUUAUAAACUUCAUAAUAAUUGAGUUCUCCUGAAAAAACAUAAACAUAACUAACUAACUAAUCGUUAUGUUUCCGUUUUUCAGUUACUCGUUCAUCUUUGCGACCCUAUUACUUUGGCGCCCAUGUUUUGCCGCGAGGAUUAUACCAGAAUCCGUAACCGUAAUAACCACCACCGAAAAACACAACGCCACGUGGCACGAUUUCUCAAAAUUUCUUCACGCAGAGAGAGGUAGCCACGUCAGCGGCAUGGCGGAGCUGAAGAAAUAUUUCCACCGUUUCGGUUACCUUUCUCUGCCGGAAACCACUCCGAAUUUCACGGACACGUUCGACUCAAAUUUUCAGUCCGCCGUAUUCCUUUAUCAGAAACAGCUCGGUUUACCGGUCACCGGAGAACUCGACUCCGAUACUAUAUCAACAAUCGUUUCUCCGAGAUGCGGUGUUUCCGACACCGCAACAAAAAGAAUACACACCACGCGUCACUUCGCUUACUUCAACGGUAAACCACGGUGGCUUCGUGGUUCUCCGAUGACUCUCACGUAUGCUUUCUCACCAGACUAUACGAUUGAAACGCUCAGCUUAUCGGAAAUUCGAACGGUUUUCGAACGUUCCUUUAAGCGGUGGGCGUCAGUGAUUCCGGUGAGUUUUCACGAAACGGAGAAAUAUCAAUCGGCGGAUAUUAAGAUCGGAUUCUAUCUCGGCGAUCACGGUGACGGAGAACCGUUCGACGGUGUUUUAGGGGUUUUAGCGCAUGCUUUUUCUCCUCAGAAUGGUAGAUUCCAUUUAGAUGCAGCUGAAAAUUGGGCCGUUGAUUUUGAUCAUGAUGAUUCAAAGGUAGCCGUUGAUUUGGAAUCAGUUGCGACGCACGAGAUUGGUCACGUGCUUGGGUUGGGUCAUUCGUCUAUAAAGGAAGCGGUUAUGUACCCGAAUUUGAGCCCAAGGAAGAAAAAGGUUGACUUGAAAAUUGAUGACGUGGAAGGUGUUCAAUCUCUUUAUGGUUCUAACCCGAAUUUUAGUUUUAGUUCUUUGUUGCAAUCUGAGAAUUCGUUCAAUCUUGCGGUUCGGUUAGAAACCGGUUUGUAUAGAUGGAUAUUCUCUUUGGGUCUUGCUUUCUUGAUAUUAUUUUUGGGUGCUUCAUGAUUGUAUUCAUAUACUUGUAUUUUCAUUCUUUGAUCUAUGUAUGUAUGUAAAAAGAAAGAAUAUACGAAAGGAUAGAAAUCAAAGUUGAAUCACAUGGGCUAAACCCUAAUGAUUCAUAGUUUUAUGAUA